Molecule: messenger RNA, 1717 nt
Organism: Microtus oregoni (creeping vole)
Lineage: Eukaryota; Metazoa; Chordata; Mammalia; Rodentia; Cricetidae
Gene: Zcchc9
Product: zinc finger CCHC-type containing 9
Exons: 7
Coding region: 320-1135 (271 amino acids)
Molecular function (GO): nucleic acid binding; zinc ion binding
Source: RefSeq, a predicted model, not a curated record
UGCUUCCUCAUCCCGGGCCCGGCUUCUCUGGCUUGCUGUCUCUGCUGCUCUGGAGGAUUCACGCGCGGAGGAGGAUCCGCCCUCUUGGUGACAGUCACCGGGGACCAGUGCUCUGUAAAGUGGCGUGCAGCGUCACUCACAGGCCCCGAAGACAUGCUGCAGACUGCCGGUGCCAAGGCGUUGCACACAGGCUGCCCUGAAAGUGGCAACUCCCGUUCUUUGAUUGUGUCUGAUGUUGUCAUUCACUGAAGAGGAAAAAGAAACGUUCUCAGAAUUGCUAGGUAACAUGCAAAAUUGGUAAAGUGCCUCUGCCGAAACCAUGACCAGAUGGGCUAGAGUGAACACCUCAAAUCAUAGGAGACCCUUGUCUGCGACAUCAUGGGAGGACAUGAGGGGAGGGUCUGCAGGGAGUGCAGACGGAAACCUUCCAAAGCAUAAACAACGCCAAAUCAGUAGGCUUUCCCUUAAAAAUGAUUCCCCUCAAGCAAAACAUAAAAAGAACAAGAAGAAAAAAGAGUAUUUAAAUGAAGAUGUGAAUGGAUUCAUGGAAUACCUAAAACAGAACUCUCAGAUGCUUCACAAUGGACAGUUGAUAGCAGCAGACAGCCGGGAAGUACGGGAAGAGAUUGCAGUAGCCUUAAAGAAAGACAAUCGACGGGAAGAAAGACGGUUAAAAAGACAAGCAGCAAAGAAAAAUGCAAUGAUAUGUUUCCAUUGUAGAAGGCCUGGCCAUGGAGUCGCCGAUUGCCCAGCUGCACUGGAAAGUCAGGACAUGGGCACUGGCAUCUGUUACCGCUGUGGGUCCACAGAGCACGAGAUGACGAAGUGCAGAGCUAGCGUGGACCCCGCUCUCGGUGAAUUUCCUUUUGCGAAAUGUUUUGUCUGUGGAGAAAUGGGACACCUAUCCAGGUCCUGCCCCGAUAAUCCCAAGGGCAUCUAUGCUGACGGUGGCGGCUGUAAACUCUGUGGCUCUGUGGAGCACUUUAAGAAAGAUUGCCCUGAAAAUCAGAACUCAGAUCGGAUGGUCACAGUUGGUCGAUGGGCAGCGGGAAUGAGUGCCGACUAUGAAGAAGUCCUGGAUGCACCCAAACCACAGAAACCAAAGACUAAAACACCCAGAGUUGUUCAUUUUUGAUAAGAAUCGGUACUGCUGGCGACUACCACCUCACUGUUACUUUCCAAAGUAGGCCUUUACAGGUUAGAGCUGGCUUCCUGUGGAGGCGAACCUGUAUUAUAGACACCACCCUGACCUAGGUGAAGUCAAGUUGACUGUAUUCUGUCCUUCAAGGAGUAUAAGAUGAUUAAUUGUACUUACUCUCUAGACCUGUGUGUGUGUGUGUGUGUGUGUGAGAGAGAGAGAGAGAGAGAGAGAGAGAGAGAGAGAGAGAGAGAGAAAGAAAGAAACAGACUGUCUGUAGCCCAGGUUGGCUUCAAACUAGUAAUUGUGCCUCAGCCCUCAAGUGCUGAGAUCACAGACAUGUGCCUAGGAGCAUAAUUCAGCAGAGCUUAGAGCUAACUAAGCGCCUGUACACUUGGCUGACAGCUGUCUCUGCAUCAAAGUUGACCAGCCCUAAACAAAACUCACAGCUUCAAUUUUGUGAAUAAGUCAAAUUUUGUUAUUCUUUUUUCAGAGUAUCAGUUUAUCAUAAUAGAAAUUUAUUUAUAUAUUGUCACAGAGUCUGGAAUUUUUAGUACCAAAUAAAUUUUAUCAUCUGUU